CAUCCCACUCUCAACCCUACAAAUUUCUACCCCCAAUUUAAACCCCAGACUCCCAUUCGAAACCCUAGAAAUUCCUCUUCAGCGCACACUAUCUCUCUCUCAACUCCAUCGCGCUCUCUCGCUUUGUAGAAACCGCAUCAUCAACCAACCAUGGCGGAUGUUGAAGGAGAUGUCGCAGCCGCUGCCGGAGCCGCCGCGCCAAAGAAGAGGACGUUCAGGAAGUUUAGCUACCGUGGAAUCGACCUUGAUGCUCUUCUUGACCUCUCUACUGAUGAGCUUGUCAAGCAUUUCCCUGCUCGUAUUCGCAGAAGACUCGAGAGAGGUUUGAAGCGCAAGCCCAUGGCUCUCAUCAAGAAGCUCAGGAAAGCGAAACGUGAGGCCCCACCCGGCGAGAAGCCCGAGCCAGUAAGGACUCACCUACGUAACAUGAUCAUCGUUCCUGAGAUGAUCGGUAGCAUCAUCGGUGUCUACAACGGAAAGACCUUCAACCAGGUCGAAAUCAAGCCUGAAAUGAUUGCCCACUACUUGGCUGAGUUCUCCAUCUCAUACAAGCCCGUGAAGCACGGUAGACCCGGUAUUGGUGCUACUCACUCUUCACGGUUUAUUCCUCUUAAGUGAAGAAGAAAUCCUUAUCUAGAACUCAGGUUUUUUGUUUGCCAUUAUGUCUUGUUAGACUUUUAAGUACUAUUAUUUUUGCAAGGGUUUUAAUGUGUUCGAAUAUACUUUGAUUAUGCCUAUGAAUUGAGUUUUGUUGCA
Molecule: messenger RNA, 756 nt
Organism: Spinacia oleracea (spinach)
Lineage: Eukaryota; Viridiplantae; Streptophyta; Magnoliopsida; Caryophyllales; Amaranthaceae
Product: 40S ribosomal protein S15
Exons: 4
Coding region: 151-618 (155 amino acids)
Biological process (GO): translation; ribosomal small subunit assembly
Cellular component (GO): cytosolic small ribosomal subunit; ribosome
Molecular function (GO): structural constituent of ribosome
Source: RefSeq, a predicted model, not a curated record